Messenger RNA from Cucumis melo (muskmelon), 1031 nucleotides. RefSeq names its product WRKY transcription factor 23-like. The coding region runs from base 105 to 827 and encodes 240 amino acids. Gene Ontology annotation, molecular function: DNA-binding transcription factor activity; sequence-specific DNA binding. Gene Ontology annotation, biological process: regulation of DNA-templated transcription. The transcript is spliced from 3 exons. NCBI's taxonomy places the organism in Eukaryota, Viridiplantae, Streptophyta, Magnoliopsida, Cucurbitales, Cucurbitaceae. The record is from RefSeq and is a predicted model, not a curated record.
UUCCAUUAUUACUCUCAAAAUCCCAUCUCCCAACUCUCUCUCUCUAUAAAAUUCCAAUUCUUCUUCACCCUCUUCUCUCUAGGUCGUUUUGUAUUUCCCUUUCGAUGGAGGAGGUGGUGGCAGCCGAUUCGCUACGGUACCCAUUUCUCGAUGGCAACGAGAGCAAGAGUUGUCUAGGGUUCAUGGAGCUUCUCGAAGUCGAUCGAGAUUUUUCAUCCCAAUUUGAUGUGUUUGAAACAUCAUCACCGUCUUUAUCGUCUUCUUUGAUUUCAAAUCCUGAGAACUUGGAGAUUUGGAAUCAAUGGCCUACCACGCCAAAUUAUUCGUCGUCGAUCUCAUCAACUUCGAGCGAGAUCGUUAAUGGUGAGCUGACGGAGCCGAAUCUAGAGGGAGGAGAAGAGAAACAAGAUCGGCAACCAACUGUAAAAACUGACAAGCAGUUAAAAACAAAGAAGAGGAGUCCAAAGAAGAAAGGUGUGGAACCACGAUUCGCAUUUAUGACAAAGAGUGAAGUGGAUCAUUUGGAAGAUGGAUAUAGAUGGAGAAAGUAUGGUCAAAAAGCUGUGAAAAACAGCCCUCAUCCUAGGAGUUACUAUCGUUGUACUAGUGUAGCAUGUCAGGUAAAAAAACGAGUGGAGAGAUGUUUCCAAGAUCCAAGCAUUGUCGUUACAACCUACGAAGGUCAACACACUCAUCCUAGCCCCAUUAUGGCACGGCCAACCUUCUUUCCUCCUCCCAUCUCAGUCACCCUCUACGAUGAUUAUUUAAUUCAAAAUAGUCAUAAUUCAAAUGUUAUGAGUCACUCAAUUGCUUGGUGCCACCAUUAAUCAUGGACUACUUCAAAAUAUCAUGUCUUUCCAAUAUAAUGAGUUGGUAUGGAGAUAAGAUGGUUCAAUCUGAACCAACUCAACCUAACUCGAUUGGUUAUGUUUAGAAAAAUUAUACAUACAUAUAUAUAACGUGUAACAUGGUUUGUAUGUCUAUGGGUUUCGUCCAAUGUUUUCUAAAUAGAAUCAAGGGCCAUUAUUAGA